AUGUCAGAAGAUUGGAAAUCACAAUUAAAUAUUCCUACCAAGGAUACUAGACCUCAAACUGACGAUGUUUUAAAUACGAAAGGGAAAUCCUUUGAAGAUUUCAAUUUAAAGCGUGAAUUAUUAAUGGGAAUUUUUGAAGCUGGAUUUGAAAGACCAUCUCCAAUUCAAGAAGAAUCAAUCCCAAUGGCUGUGGCUGGUAGAGAUAUUUUAGCCAGAGCUAAGAAUGGUACAGGUAAAACUGCUUCAUUCGUUAUACCAAGUUUACAACAAAUCAAACCAAAAUUAAAUAGAAUUCAAGUAUUAAUAUUAGUUCCAACCAGAGAAUUAGCUUUACAAACCUCUCAAGUGGUUAGAACUUUAGGUAAACAUUUAGGUAUUCAAUGUAUGGUCACUACUGGAGGUACUUCAUUAAGAGAUGAUAUUGUUAGAUUAAAUGAUCCAGUUCAUGUUUUAGUUGGUACUCCUGGUAGAGUUUUAGAUUUAGCAUCAAGAAAAAUUGCUGAUUUAUCUGAAUGUCCAUUAUUUGUUAUGGAUGAAGCUGAUAAAAUGUUAUCACGAGAAUUUAAAGGAAUUAUUGAACAAAUUUUAGCAUUUUUCCCUCAAAAGAGACAAUCAUUAUUAUUUUCAGCAACUUUCCCAUUAGCGGUUAAAUCAUUUAUGGAUGAUCAUUUAAAUAAACCUUAUGAAAUCAAUUUAAUGGAUGAAUUAACUUUAAAAGGUAUAAGUCAAUAUUAUGCAUUUGUGGAAGAAAAACAAAAAUUACAUUGUUUAAAUACAUUAUUUAGUAAAUUACAAAUUAAUCAAUCGAUUAUUUUUUGUAAUUCUACUAAUAGAGUGGAAUUAUUAGCUAAGAAAAUUACUGAAUUAGGUUAUUCAUGUUAUUAUUCUCAUGCAAAGAUGCCUCAACAAGCUAGAAAUAAAGUUUUCCAUGAAUUUAGACAAGGUAAAGUUCGUAAUUUAGUUUGUUCAGAUUUAUUAACUAGAGGUAUUGAUAUUCAAGCUGUUAAUGUGGUUAUUAAUUUUGAUUUCCCAAAGACUGCUGAAACUUAUUUACAUAGAAUUGGUAGAUCGGGUAGAUUUGGUCAUUUAGGGUUAGCUAUCAAUUUAAUGAGUUGGAAUGAUAGAUAUUCAUUAUAUAAGAUUGAACAAGAAUUAGGUACUGAAAUUAAACCAAUUCCAGCUACUAUUGAUAAAUCAUUAUAUGUUGCUGAAAAUUCAGAUGCAGUUCCAAGACCAUUUAAAAUUGAAGAAUUACCAAAAGGUAAUGAAACUUUAAGUAAGAAAGGUUAUGAAUAUAAAGGUCAACCUGAAGUAUCAUCUAAUUCAACUCCAGCUCAACCUCAAAUUCCAAUUCCACAACCUCAAUAUCCACCUCAAUUUAAUGGAUAUCAAUAUCAACAAGGACAAGCUCCACCCCCACAAUUUGGAGGAUAUCCACCUCAACCACAAGUCAAUGGUCAAUAUCAACAACAACCUCCACCAUCUCAACAACAACAACAACAACCAUAUCAAUAA
Scheffersomyces coipomensis is the source of this 1515-nucleotide messenger RNA. RefSeq names its product DExD/H-box ATP-dependent RNA helicase (gene DHH1). Gene Ontology annotation, biological process: cytoplasmic stress granule assembly; P-body assembly; negative regulation of translation. Gene Ontology annotation, cellular component: cytoplasmic stress granule; P-body. Lineage: Eukaryota; Fungi; Ascomycota; Pichiomycetes; Serinales; Debaryomycetaceae. The record is from RefSeq and is a predicted model, not a curated record. The transcript has a single exon. The coding region runs from base 1 to 1515 and encodes 504 amino acids. Gene Ontology annotation, molecular function: ATP binding; RNA helicase activity; mRNA binding.